This is a messenger RNA of Scaptodrosophila lebanonensis, 1013 nucleotides long. It is a transcript of the gene Hou, whose product is annotated as glucose-induced degradation protein 8-B homolog. Lineage: Eukaryota; Metazoa; Arthropoda; Insecta; Diptera; Drosophilidae. The coding region runs from base 171 to 848 and encodes 225 amino acids. The record is from RefSeq and is a predicted model, not a curated record. Gene Ontology annotation, cellular component: nucleus; cytoplasm. The transcript is spliced from 3 exons. Gene Ontology annotation, molecular function: protein binding.
UUAUUUGCGUUGGUAUUGGUGUGGGUGCAGAAGAAAAAUCCAGCGUCAUUUCUGUGGCAGGUUCGAGUACAGCCUUGGGAAGAGGACACUUCUAGUGAGAAAACUUAAUUACGCGCAUCUCGGUUAUAAAUAACGGCCUCAAAAUUGGCAAAAUAAGGAAAAACAAGAAAAUGAGCUACAAUGAGAAAACGGAAAUCAUUACCAAGGAUGAAUGGCUGCAACGAUUAGAGCAGUUUCCCUUUAAGCAGGCCGAUAUGAAUCGUCUUAUUAUGAAUUAUUUGGUGACAGAGGGCUUCAAGGAGGCAGCCGAGAAAUUUCAGCACGAAGCCGAGCUGGAGCCAAGUGUUGAGCUUAACAGCUUGGAUGAUCGGAUUCUAAUACGCGAGGCGGUGCAGGCGGGCCGGAUAGAGGAGGCCACACAUUUGGUCAACCAAUUGCAUCCGGAACUGCUGGGCAGUGAGCGAUAUUUGUUCUUUCAUUUGCAACAAUUACAACUGAUCGAGCUCAUACGUGCUGGGAAGGUGGAAGAGGCCUUGGCAUUUGCCCAAACCAAACUGUCCGAGUCCGGGGAGGAGGCGAUGUUUGAGCUUGAGCGCACGUUGGCGUUGCUUGCCUUCGAGAAGCCGCAGGAGAGUCCAUUCGCCGAUCUCCUGGAACAGUCGUACAGGCAAAAGAUUGCUAGCGAGCUGAACUCGGCCAUAUUGAGAUGCGAGCAUAGCGAGGACUCUACGCCAAAGAUGAUGUUUCUACUCAAGCUUAUACUGUGGGCACAGUCCAAGCUGGACAGCCGCUCCAUUAGCUACCCUAAGAUGAAGGACCUGGAGACCGCUCAGGUGGAGCCCAAGUAAGCAGUGGGGAUGAAUUGUGUAUGAAUGGGAAAGGGCUUCGAUAAAUAUUCGAGCGUGAGUGUGUGAGCAAUUUAAUAACGAUUUCUAUAACUUUGUAAAGAUAAUGAUAAUGAUUAAAAUAUUGGCAAAGACGAAAAAAAAAAUAAAACGUUGUUGAAGCUUUUA